GGGAGAGAAGGACUGACACACUACAAAGGGGAUCAGUGCAGACAGGAAACCGCCUGGACCCAAAAAGUCAUGUAUUUCUUUUUACUGCUGGCUUUCCCUUUUCAGCUGGUAUUCUGGAUCACCACUGCAGUUCUUGCUACUUCCAUCAGAGCAGAGAAGAAAGCCCCUUCUUUCCACUAUGCACCCCCUAGGUUGUCUCCAAGCAGGAAUCGGAUGGUUUCUUCUGAUCGUUCUUCCCAUUCAGAAACUCCAUGUCACAUUGGAUGGAACUGUACCUGGGUUACAUCUGCAGAUGCUUCUGGAAAACCAGACUGGUUAUUGUCUUCGGUUCUUGCUCUGAUGUCUCAAAAAGACCAGCAGAUUAUGGAGAACAGCUCAUCCAACAGAGAUCUAGAAGGGGAUAUUCUUCUUCUAAACACUAGCAGGCUUUCAGACAGAUGCAAGUUCAGCCUCCACAGCCCUAUCCUGCCUUGGAGUUCUAGCUCCUGUUUAUUAGAGCUGGCAGUGUAUUCGCAAGUCAUCACCCUGGGAGGACUCUCUGCUGAAAUGCAGUCUGUGGACACUAACCAGAGUACAGCCAUCCAUCUCCAAGAAGGACAUGACCAGGAUGCCUGGGUGAAGUGGAAAGUGAUGAUAGGUUCAGUUGGACAAAAUGAGCGGCCCUUUGAGAUCACUUUGCUGUAUUCAAGUUGUGGAGAAAAGACUUCUGGGCUUUUGGCACUUGGCUCUUUGCAGCUCAGAAACUGCUUUCAUGACAAGGAAGGAUUGCAUGUUUCUAAACACAACAUGGGUUCUGCUGCCCCUUGCCUACCGGGGGGCUGUGUCAGUCAGCUGCAGGUCUGUGAUUUCAACACCGAUUGCCCCACUGCCAAGGAUAAUGUAUCUAUCUGUGAAAAUCUCCCAGUGGAGGCACAUUGUUCUUUUGAUGAAGGUCUUUGCGGCUGGUCUUUGGAUGGCAAUGCAGAUUUUUCAUGGUCUCUUGCUGGCUUUUCAAAGAAACAUGAAGAUUUGCUUGGAGGAUCUGCCUUACAUGCCACCAGAGGUUACUUUCUGUACCUGAAUGUAGAUAGUGGUUGCACAAGUGGCAUUGCUAAGGCAUAUAGUGCUAGUCUCCCAGCCAGACUUUCCAGUGGAAUCUACCAGGUCCAGUUCUCGGCCUACAUUUUUGGCAAUUACAAUGGAACACUCUCACUCAUGGUGCAAGAAGAGACAGAUGAAAUCAGUAGCCCGCUAAUGGUGUGGGAAAGAACGGGCAGCUGGGGUGAUCACUGGUUCCUUAUAACUCUGGAAAUGCCAAGGCUUCAGAACGGCUUUCGCCUGCAGUUCGUGGCUACAUGGGGUUGGAAUUCACAGGCCAACAUUGCUGUGGACAACGUUACAUUUGGUCUUGAUUGCUUCGCAAAUGGAAGAAGACAAAGCCACCCUGAGGAAAAGCAGUCCUACCUACUAGAAGUUGAUGUGCUGGAUGGCCAUGUUUCUAGUCCAUUAGAAGAGCCCCUUGCUUUAGUGGAAGCCCCAGUUAUACAGUGGUGGUUUUCAUCCUGUGGGGCCAGUGGCCCUCGAGGGCCAACUCAAGCACAGUGUGACAGCACCUAUCUCAACACCAAUGUUUCAGUGACUGUAGAGAAAGAGGGACCAUUGCGAGGAGUGCAAAUAUGGAAAGUGCCAGCAUCGAACCUGUACACGAUUUCAGCAUAUGGAGCAGCUGGAGGGAAAGGAGCCAAGAACCACAACAAGCGUUCCCAUGGGGUCUUUAUUUCGGCCAGCUUCCAACUGGAGAAGGAUGCACUCCUUUACAUGUUGGUGGGGCAGCAGGGAGAAGAUGCCUGCCCAGGGGGCAACUCCCAGACUACACAGAUCUGCCUGGGUGAAUCAUCAGAAAUUGAAGAAGAGUACAAGAAAGACCAGAGAUUAACCGAAUGGGCUGGAGGAGGGGGUGGUGGCGGAGGAGCAACAUACAUCUUUAGGCAGCAGAAGGAUGGAGGUUUUGAGCCGUUGCUGAUUGCAGCAGGAGGUGGAGGGAACGCUUACUUAAAAGACCUGGAUGGCUCCUUUGAUGAUGUGUUUUUGGAACAGUAUGUGAAUAGCACAGCAGUACCUGGAGUCAAUGGGAGAACUGGGGCAGCAGGUGGAGGUGGUGGUUGGGAAGAUAUCACCCAGUUUCCUUGGUCAGGGAAGUCACUUAGGGAGGGAGGAGAAGGUGGUGAGGCCUGCCAACAUGCAUUAGAGAAACUUCAGUGGACCACCUCAGGUGGUUUUGGUGGUGGAGGAGGAGCAUGUACAUCUGGUGGAGGAGGUGGAGGCUACAAAGGUGGUCAUGCCUCUGAAACAGAUGACAUCACAGCUGAUGGACAGCAUGGCAUCUCCUUUGUGAAUCCAGUUGGGGAGGUCUUCUUGAGUCCCCUAGCAGUUAUGGAGAGCCACGGUGAAGUGCUGAUUGAAGUCUAUGUGAACUGCAACCACUGCCAGUCAGGUGUCUGCAAGCAAGGUCCUGACUCCCAUCUGCCCAUCUGUAUUUGUGUAGAUGGUGCUGUGUUAGCCAGUGACAAUGUGUCUUGCACAGUCAUUCAUGGGCCCAUCCCAGCAGGACAUCUGCCUCUCCGACUUCUUUUGGCUGUGAUUGGUGUUGUAGUGGUGCUUGGAAUGGUUCUCACCUGCGGCAGCCUAUCUCUUGUUUAUCAUCGUAAGAAGCAGCAACUGGAAGGAGCGAGAGCCCGUUUGCAAAGUCCAGAAUAUAAUCUGAGCAAAAUUCGCACUUCCACCAUCAUGACAGAUUAUAACCCCAACUACAGCUUUGCAGGGAAGGCAACUACUCUCAGUGAACUUAAGGAGAUUCCACGGAAAAACAUCUCCCUGCUUCAGGCUCUUGGACAUGGAGCAUUUGGUGAAGUUUACAAAGGGACGGUGGUCGGAAUCACAGGGGAUUCCAGCCCUUUGCAAGUGGCUAUCAAGACAUUGCCAGAAGUCUGUUCUGAGCAGGAUGAGAUGGAUUUCUUAAUGGAAGCAUUGAUAAUCAGUAAGUUCAAUCACCAGAACAUUGUGCAGUGUAUUGGAGUGAGCCUCCAGACUUUGCCUCGUUUCAUUCUGUUGGAACUCAUGACUGGUGGAGAUAUGAAGACCUUCCUUCGGCAGAAUCGGCCUCGGGUGAAUCAGCCAUCCAUUUUGACAAUGCAGGACCUGCUCAAUAUAGCCAGAGACAUUGCUUGUGGUUGCAAGUAUCUUGAGGAAAAUCACUUUAUUCACAGGGAUAUAGCAGCAAGAAAUUGCCUUCUGACCUGCAGUGGACCUGGGCGUGUAGCUAAAAUUGGUGACUUUGGAAUGGCCCGUGAUAUCUACAGGGCGAGCUACUAUCGCAAAGGAGGUAGAGCCAUGCUUCCAGUCAAGUGGAUGCCUCCAGAAGCUUUUCUAGAAGGCAUCUUCACUUCCAAGACAGAUACCUGGUCCUUUGGCGUGUUGCUUUGGGAGAUCUUCUCUUUGGGCUAUAUGCCCUAUCCAUGCAAAACCAACCAGGAAGUGCUGGAGUUUGUCACCAGUGGAGGGCGGAUGGAUCCACCAAAGAACUGCCCAGGGCCUGUUUAUCGGAUCAUGACGCAGUGUUGGCAGCACAGUCCGGAGUACAGACCCAAUUUUUCUACCAUUCUGGAAAGAAUCAAGUACUGCACACAGGACCCUGAUGUGAUCAAUACUGAGCUGCCCAUUGAAUGCAGUCCGACACCUGACGAUGAUGGCAGCAUUGUGCUGCACCCCAAUAGUUCCACUGGGAUGGUUCCUUUAAUGGGAAGCCCUUCCUGUGCUUCUCAGACGAAUCUCAGAACACUGGAAGAUCAUAAUUCAGGGAACAAAUAUGGGCAGUGUCCACAAGAGAUGGUGGUGGAGAACCUUGACAGCUGGGUUGCCAAAGGACCAUCCUGCCUCCCUUGCUUCAGUGAUCCCAGCAGUGGGGCUUGGGCUCAGCCAGCUCUCAACCACAAACUGGAUUCCAGCAAUCAGCCAGCACACAAGUUGAAGAAUAAAACCAAAAACCUCUGGAAUCCAACCUACGGGUCCUGGGUCCUGGAGAAUAUUUGCCCACCCAGUCAGAGCUCCAAACUCAAUCCAACACAAGAGCGGGAAGAUUCAGGUUUUGAUGGGAACUGUAGUUCCUCCCCAAGUUCUCGGGCAUCACCUUCCUCCCCAAGCCAGAGCCAUUCUCCUCACAUUGGUAUUGGGGGGAUUGAACUGGUGAAGCUGCAGAAUUUCCCCUGUGGCAACGUCAAUUAUGCUUACGAUGAUCUCUGCUACGAAACCAGUCGACCUUCACCUUUGGCAACAGAUUCAGCCAUGCUCUUGAGGAGUGCCAGCCUGCACAGGGAUGGCAAGCUUUCCUUCAAGCCAGAGAAGACCUCAAGAGAGAGAGACUCAGGCCUCUCCUUGUCCGAUGACCUCAGUGUCACGCCUGUGUAACAGGGGAUGCUCUUCCCACAGUCAAGCCUUCACUCUGGGAGUGAGUAAGAGCAAUGAAAACAUCCUUUGUUGUUGUCUUCCUCGCUCCCUUCUCCCUUCUCUGCAUCUCCUCUUCCCAUUGUUCUAGAAACAGUUGGAUUAAUGCUGUCUUGCUGUAGCCUCUGGCACUAUGAGUGGCCCAUGAAAAACCUGCAAAUUAUCGAUGUGGCUCCACCCUAUUAAGCCUUUGUUAGUGGUUACAGGGUGUAACAAGGUCCUUGCUACAGUGGUCCACAGUCUGAAGGUCCUUGGAGGCAGCUACACCCAAUCACCUCUGCUGAAAAGUCAUCACUACUGUAAAAUAGAGUAGAUAAGAAAUGCACAAAACUAUGAACUACUCCUAGAGACCAGUGGGCUGCAAAUGUUGUACUCUGCAGAUGAUUCAUUAAUAAGGCUGAUAGGAAAUGAAACCAGCAGGCUUUCAGGACACAGUUCCUGAAAGCUGUCGUAACAAGAAGUGUAUUCGUAAUGGAAGGGAACCAAAGUUUGAGGGCACAAAAAUAUUUAUGUUCUUUAACAAGAGCAUUAAAAAUUCUGAAAACAAAACAAAUAAGAGUUUAAAGGAACAAUUGGGACUAAUAACCAUUCUUUUUGCAGUACUGAAAUCUGCUUUGCACCCCAUGAGUCUAGUUCAGUUCCCUGUUCCUCACCCUAGGUUCCAGGAGUCACCCUGAAUUGGACUUUUCUUUUUAACUCCACCCUCAUGAAUCUCCCCCCCCAAAGGCAUAUUGUCCUUCCCAUACUAGUAUUGGUGCAAAUAAGAGUUUAAAGGAAUGCAAUAAUGGUGCAAUAAUGGUGGCAGAAAAAAAGGGGGAAGCACGGUAUAGUACAGUGAUUGCCAGUCUUGACUCCCCAAAUGUUCUUGGACUAAAACUCUCAGAAGCCUUCACCACUAGCUGUGUUGGCCAGGAUUUCUGGAGUUGUAGCCCAAGAACAUCUGGGGACCCAAAGUUGAGAACUACUGAUAUCGUACAUUCAAGCAAGCUGUAGAUUUACCAGAUAUAGAGAUUUCCUGUGUCCCUACACAGAAUGAAGGAAGAGAUUAAACAAGCCCUUGGGAGCAAUGAGAGGGCCAGGCAGGGCAGGAAGGGGAGAAAAUAGCCACCCCGAAGCAGACAAAAAUGGAAAAUCCCACUCCUCGAUGUUGUGUCCUGCUGGUAUGAGCCCACCAGACAUUUGCAUGGUCCUCCUUCUGCCUUUGUAAGAUUCCUCUGUGACAGGAAACAAGGCCCAAUAAACUCAAUAGGACUAAACAUUGGUACUGUCAAUGUAUUUACGAAGGCUUUCACAGCUGGGAUCUAAUGGUUGUUGUGGGUUUUUUCGGGCUUUUUAGCUGUGUUCUGAAGGUUG
Messenger RNA from Pogona vitticeps (central bearded dragon), 5832 nucleotides. NCBI's taxonomy places the organism in Eukaryota, Metazoa, Chordata, Lepidosauria, Squamata, Agamidae. The record is from RefSeq and is a predicted model, not a curated record.